AUGGCGGAAAGUUCGAUCCAGGACCGCUUACGUGCGCAUGCCGAAUCUUUUGACGGUUUGCUGUCUUUGAUUCCCGCAGAUAUUUACUACGGGAAAGACAACAGCGACCAAUGGAAGAAGAAGAAGCAAACCAAGGAGCAGGCCGCAGCAGCACGGAGAGCAAAGCUAGAUCCGGACUCUGCCACGUCGAAAACAGCCAAAGAUGUCAUGGAUGAGCGGGCACGAAAGCGAAAAUUGGCGGAGCUGGAAGAGUUAGAAGGGUCUGAAGUGGAGGGUGUGGAAAAGGAAUUACCCAAGGAGGGGCUCAAGCUGGCGCAGGAUAAGAAGGCCAAGAAGCAGAAAACCACGAACGACAGUGACGCCCAAGCAUCUGCGGAAGAGUCCAAGGCUGAACGCAAGGCCGCCAAAUUAGAAAAGCAGAAGCUGAAGGCGGGGAAGAAGGCCGAGAAGAGGAAGGAGAAGAAGUCUGUUACCAAGCAGAAACUUCAGGAAAAGUCUGGCAAAAAGCUGGAAGGACAAAAAGCCGACAUUGAAGUCGUGGCCGAUAUUGAGGUAGAUGAUGGACCUGAAGUGGACAACAAUGAGACAGGCGAGCAAGGUCCCGACGAUGAUGAUUCAGUGGACGAUGAAGGACUUCCAGGAGAUGAGAUAGGUCAUUUUGAGGCCGACGGGUUGGAAGAACAGAAUGGAUCUGUAUCACCUAGCCCCUCACCACCUUCACCUACAUUCGACAAUCCCACAGAGCCGAGUGCGAACACAUCCACAUCCUCCGUCAUACCUCCCGCAACCGCACCCAAACACAUCAAGCUCCCCACAGACCCUGAACUUCUCCGCUCGAGAUUGGCAGCGCGGAUAGAAGCACUCCGUGCGGCACGGAAAGCUGAUGGACCAGAUGGACGACCUGCACGGAAUCGUCAAGAGUUGCUGGAGGCGCGACGGAAGAAGGAGGAGCAGAGGAAAGCGCACAAGAAAGAACUUCGACUGAAGGCUAAAAUUGAGGAAGAUGCGAAACGGGAAGCAGCUUUGGCCUCGGCACGAGAUUCGCCUGCGUCGAGCAUGAUGAGUCCUAUCAUCCACUCUCCAGAACACAACUUCUCCUUCGGCCGCGUAGCAUUCGCGGAUGGCCAAGAGCUCUCCGAGGAUCUCAUUGCGUUGAAAAACGCUCCUAAGAAACGUGGACCGCAAGACGCAGCCAGUGCCCUGAAAGCAACCGAGAAGAACCGCCUUCGCCUCGCCGGCCUCGACGAAACGAAGCGAGCGGAUAUCGAGGAGAAGGACCUCUGGCUUAACGCCAAGAAGCGUGCUCAUGGCGAGAAGGUUCGAGAUGAUACGUCGCUAUUGAAGAAAACUCUGAAGCGCAAAGAGAAGUCGAAAAAGAAGAGUGAGAAGGAAUGGUCGGAACGAAAAGAGGGCGUGGCGAAAAGCCAAGCUAUGAAACAGAAGAAGCGAGAGGAAAACCUACAGAAGAGACGUGAUGGAAAGGGCGUUAAGAGCAAAAGGAGUAAGGGCAAGAGUGUGAAGGGCAAAAAACCAAAAGUGAAGAGCAGACCAGGGUUUGAAGGCAGCUUCAAGGGCUAA
Molecule: messenger RNA, 1578 nt
Organism: Cadophora gregata
Lineage: Eukaryota; Fungi; Ascomycota; Leotiomycetes; Helotiales; Ploettnerulaceae
Exons: 3
Coding region: 1-1578 (525 amino acids)
Biological process (GO): ribosomal large subunit biogenesis; ribosomal small subunit biogenesis
Cellular component (GO): nucleolus
Molecular function (GO): RNA binding; DNA binding
Source: RefSeq, a predicted model, not a curated record